AUGACGCGCCACUAUAUAACUCCUGAGACUAUUAUCAUCGGCAUUGAUUUGGGCUUAACCUUUACAGGAGUCGCAUUCUCGACCGUGGAUAUGGAAACUCCGAUUUCUGUAAAUAGAUGGCCAGGAACUACGGAGAUAGCGAAUAAAGUGCCAACAAAACUCUGGUACCAAGCGGGCUGCAGGAAACCCAUAUCAUGGGGAUUCGAUGAACCGGAUGAGUUGCAUCCUGGAAUGGACGUGGUGGAUUGUUUCAAACUAUAUCUUGACCCUGACUUUAAUUUUGCGAAUAACGCUGAGAUGUUCUGGACACAUGAAGAUGUUCAGACAUGGUUUGUCGAUUUCUUUACCGCCCUUCGACUACACAUCAUCCAAUAUAUAAGAAAUUCAGAGUACCUACCUUAUCCGGUGGUGAGCGAUUGGAGACUACACCCAGUAGAAUACGUUUUUAGUUUCCCGACAACCUGGCAAAAUCCAAAGGUGGUUGAUGCAUUUUGCGGAAUUGUGAGGAGUUCUGGUUUUGGAGACUGUGAAGCCCACUCAGUCGAGAUUAAGUUGAAUGAAGCAGCAGCAGCAGCAGCUUACUCGGCCAAAACCUUUAGACACCAACGGGCUGUCCAAUACCGUGAAGGAAGCAGGGAGCUUCCACCUAGGAAGGAGAAGCCUCUUGAAGCUGGCAGCGUAAUUCUUAUUUGCGAUGCUGGAGGCGGAACAACUGUCAGAGUCUUGCUCCAUUGUCGUCGGAUGUGGCCGUCCUCAAGGUUUCAUCAAUCGAAAAAUAUACAGUUCGAGAUCGACCAGGCGUUCCAAAGGGAAGUUGAAAGCCGUUUGGAAACGAUCCGUUACGAAAGUGAUGGCCGCAGUUGGUCUCCGAAGUCUGCAGCACGCAAAUUGACAAAAGGCGAUUUUCAAGUCUUCAAGUUGAAUUAUGGGUGUAGAGUAAUGACAGCCUUACGGAGACAUGCCCUUCGCAUCCCUGGCCUUCCAAUAUCCUAUAACAGCCCAGAAGCGGGUAUCGAAGAUGGAAGGAUAGUACUGGAAGAGGAUGAUCUGCAACGACUGUUCGACGACCAGAUUCGACAGAUUUUUGGACUUAUUGAUGAGCAGCUUCGACGUGUUGGUGAUAUCACGCCCCCAGUAAAAGUGCCAAUUAGCGGUCUCCCGCGGACUAGUAAUCGACCGAGUUCAUCGUUGAGACAUGGACAUUCCGUCCUAUCCACUCGAUGUAGUUCCAGCUCCUACGGCAUAGUGGUCAAUAACAGAGUUCGCACAGGCAAAACCCCUCCCAGCUACAAUAGCCAUGUGAAAAUAAGCCCCUAUGAUGGGAGGCGGUAUAUCGUCAACCAGGUCCAAUGGCUUCUCGAACGAGGUCAAAUUAUCCAGCACCGAUACAUAUGCCAGAAAUUGGAUAGGGUUUUCGAAGCCACCAGUUCCGAGAUAGACUGGAAAAUUUUGAUAGCCAUGUCCAGGUCUCCUGCUGCCCGCCUCCCACAUACAAUCGACGAAGGUGAUGCUUGUGUUAUAUGUGAGAUCGAGUCAAGAGUAGGCGGGGAACUUCUACGACAGCAUGCCCAGCCUGCUAAACAGAAGCGGUGGAGCUCAAUCCGGAAAGCAGAACUUCAGAAAAUCCAGUAUGAAGUGCGUUUAUACAUCGAAUCGUCGUGCCUGACAUUCAAAGUCUGGUUAGGGGAUCGGAUGAUCGGGAGUAGUGACGAGAUUCCCGUCGCUUGGCAGUAUACCAGCAUAGAUGAGGCUGACAACGAGGAGACCCAAACUGAAUGUCCAGUGGAUUGGUCAAAUUGCGGACUUGCGAAGGAGGUUAAAAGAUGA
Histoplasma mississippiense is the source of this 1827-nucleotide messenger RNA. RefSeq lists its product with no specific name. Lineage: Eukaryota; Fungi; Ascomycota; Eurotiomycetes; Onygenales; Ajellomycetaceae. The record is from RefSeq and is a predicted model, not a curated record. The transcript is spliced from 6 exons. Bases 1 to 1827 code for a protein of 608 amino acids.